Messenger RNA from Triticum turgidum subsp. durum (durum wheat), 423 nucleotides. The record is from the annotation of a GenBank genome assembly. Lineage: Eukaryota; Viridiplantae; Streptophyta; Magnoliopsida; Poales; Poaceae.
AUGGACGGGCAGGGGAAGGAGGGCGGCAGCGGCGGCGGGGGAGCGGGGAGCGAGUGCGACGUGGUGGGCAGGGCCUUCGUGGAGUACUACUACCAGACGUUCGACGCCAACCGCGGCGCGCUAGCCACGCUCUACGGCGGCACCUCCGUCCUCUCCUUCGAGGGCCACCGCGUCGCCGGCGCCGCGGAGAUCGGCCUGAAGCUGGCGCAGCUGCCCUUCGAGCAAUGCCGGCACUCCAUCUGCACCAUCGACUGCCAGCCCACGCCCUCCUUCCCCGGCGGCAUCCUCGUGUUCGUCAGUGGCAACCUCCAGCUCGCCGGCGAGGAGCACCAGCUCAGGUUCAGCCAGAUGUUUCAGCUGGUCCCCAACGAGCAGGGAAGCUUCUUCGUGCAGAAUGACAUAUUCCGGCUCAACUACGGAUAG